Molecule: messenger RNA, 1945 nt
Organism: Epinephelus fuscoguttatus (brown-marbled grouper)
Lineage: Eukaryota; Metazoa; Chordata; Actinopteri; Perciformes; Serranidae
Gene: ldhba
Product: lactate dehydrogenase Ba
Exons: 8
Coding region: 167-1171 (334 amino acids)
Biological process (GO): carboxylic acid metabolic process
Cellular component (GO): cytoplasm
Molecular function (GO): L-lactate dehydrogenase (NAD+) activity
Source: RefSeq, a predicted model, not a curated record
GGUCACAUUGGCAAUCCAUCCUCCACCUCCUCCUCCUCUUCCUCCUGCAACCCGUUCAGCUCCACACUCUCCCCAUCUCUGUGCCAGCCGCCGGACUCCACCGUCUCCUCCACCGGACCAGAUAACGGAUAUCAGCUUGUAGAAACGUCUGUAAAACCCUGUGAUCAUGUCCUCAGUGCUGCAGAAACUGAUCAGCCCUCUGGCCAGCAGCCCCGCUGAGCCUCCCAGGAACAAGGUGACAGUGGUCGGGGUGGGCCAGGUGGGCAUGGCCUGUGCCGUCAGCAUCCUGCUGCGGGACCUGUGCGAUGAGCUGGCUAUGGUAGAUGUGAUGGAGGAUCGCCUCAAGGGAGAGAUGAUGGACCUGCAGCACGGCAGCCUCUUCCUCAAGACCUCCAAGAUAGUCGCCGACAAAGACUACGCAGUGACAGCCAACUCCCGCCUGGUCGUGGUGACAGCCGGUGUCCGCCAGCAGGAGGGAGAGAGCCGCCUCAACCUGGUGCAGAGGAACGUCAACGUCUUUAAGUCCAUCAUCCCCCAGAUCAUCAAGUACAGCCCCAACUGCACACUCAUCGUGGUGUCCAACCCUGUUGACGUGUUGACCUAUGUGACCUGGAAGCUGAGCGGUCUGCCCAAGCACCGUGUCAUCGGCAGCGGCACCAACCUGGACUCUGCCCGAUUCCGCUACCUGAUGGCCGAACGCCUCGGCAUCCAUGCCUCCUCCUUUAACGGCUGGGUGCUGGGAGAGCAUGGAGACACCAGUGUGCCUGUGUGGAGCGGUGCUAACGUGGCAGGAGUCAACCUGCAGAAGCUGAAUCCUGAGAUUGGCACUGAUGGUGAUAAGGAACAAUGGAAGGCCACACACAAGGCUGUAGUGGACAGUGCCUAUGAGGUGAUCAAGCUGAAGGGCUACACUAACUGGGCCAUCGGUCUGAGCGUGGCGGACCUGACUGAGAGCAUCGUCAAGAACAUGAGCCGUGUCCAUCCUGUCUCCACCAUGGUCAAGAGCAUGUAUGGGAUUAGUGAGGAGGUCUUCCUGUCUCUGCCCUGCGUGCUUAACAGCACCGGCGUGAGCAGCGUGGUCAACAUGACCCUGACGGAGGCCGAGGUGGCCCAGCUGAAGAAGAGUGCCGACACGCUGUGGGGCAUCCAGAAGGACCUGAAGGACCUCUGAACACACCCGCGCACAUAAGACACACCCAUGGUGCAGAGAGGCCUGUCGGCACGCACACACUCCUUUUAUAACGCCCCCCUCUCUUAGACCGUAUCGCUCUUAUUUUGAAGGAGAGUACCAGAGUUUUUUGUAAAGAUUGUGUCAGUGAGAUUUUUUGUUUUACCUGUACGUCAUCCAGCCUGAUUUGACUGUUUAAAAUCUGUGCUGUCAGCUUCCUGUCAUUCACCUUUAUGUCUGAGAAACUCUGGUAUGCUCCUUUAACAAAAUAAAGAGUUUUGCUCUCCAGCACUUAGUAGGCUGAAGUCGCUGUGUUACUGUGUUUAUGUAACGAGAUGUAAGCUGACCUGUGUUACUGUACUCUUUCAGCUGUUUGGACCAGAAUCAAACACAACCCUCAGAAAGCCAAAACUAUCACUGUACUCCACCGCCACCACUUCCUGUACUGAGUCCUUUCUUUAGUUCACUCAGAGAGAGACCCCAAACAUCUCAGCAAAGACACAAAAAAAUCCAAAAUGACGCUGUUUUCCUCUUGCCUUCGUCUAAAAGUGGUUUUCUGCAGCAGACAGCUGCACACUUAGGUCAACACGCAGUGAAAUUGUGACAUCGUGAGUGUGAUGGUGGAUUGUUCUUCCCCUCCUGUUUUCUCAGUGUUGGCAAAGGGAGAUGGAGCAGCAGGGGAGGAGUGGGAACGUUCAGCUUGAGUUGUUUUUUAAACAUCAGUUGUUACCGUCUGACCUUGUGUUGUGUGUAACUUAAUAAAUCUGAUGAAGAGUG